This is a messenger RNA of Hyposmocoma kahamanoa, 573 nucleotides long. RefSeq lists its product as uncharacterized. Bases 1 to 573 code for a protein of 190 amino acids. The transcript has 2 exons. NCBI's taxonomy places the organism in Eukaryota, Metazoa, Arthropoda, Insecta, Lepidoptera, Cosmopterigidae. The record is from RefSeq and is a predicted model, not a curated record.
AUGGUGCUGCUGGCACCUUCAGUUAGCGCACUGAGAAAGCUGCUUAAUAUACGUGAGUCCUACGCGGAGUCACAUGGUCUAGCUUACAAUGUUAAAAAGACAGUGUACAUGGUCUUUAAGGCGGGAAACAAGUGCCCUACAAAAGUAGGACUUGUACCACCCGUGUUACUCAACGGUGUUACUCUUAAAAGAGUAUUUCAAUUUAAAUAUCUUGGGCAUUUGGUAACCGAGGAUCUUAGAGAUGAUGCGGAUAUGGAAAGGGAGCGCAGGGCAUUGUCAGUUCGGGCGAACAUGUUGGUUCGAAGGUUUGCUAGAUGUACGGAUACAGUGAAGAUAACAUUGUUUAAGGCAUUUUGUACAUCACUGUACACGCUCCCGCGCUUUUGCAGCGCUUCGAGCAUGUUCGCAGAUGCGCGUGUGGACGACUUUGAUGCAGUCUGGCGAAAGAAAACUGCCUCGCUGUUGAACAGAAUGCGCGGGAGCUGUAACGGCAUCCUGAAAGCGAUAGCUCAUAGACCUGAUUGCCCGAUGAUGUAUACUCGCACAGAGGCCAAUUUCAUUGUUAGUUAUUAA